This is a messenger RNA of Anthostomella pinea, 3276 nucleotides long. The record is from the annotation of a GenBank genome assembly. Lineage: Eukaryota; Fungi; Ascomycota; Sordariomycetes; Xylariales; Xylariaceae.
AUGGGUGAUUAUACCCCGCCUUUCGUGACUAUAAGUUCGCGGCAGCCCACCACAGAUGGGAAUAGCUUCAGCAGCGGGGAUUCUGCCGUACGUCGAGACAACAGGACAGCCAGGUCCAGCAUCAGGCCUCCUCAAGCCCGCUCCCGUCUAAUCACAUCUUCUGCUCAGUACGGCUCCAGCGUCGGCGAUGAGAAGACGCCGUCCGCCACCCACGACAUCAGUCGGGUGAACUACCAUGUCAGGUGUCUGCCCGAGUUUGCCAGGACGCUCGAAGAUGUGCGUGCUCAUCCCCACCCCAUCCCGUCCCGAGGUGACUUCAUGUUGCCGUUGCUACAUGCUCCCGGCGGUGCCUCUGCCGCGCGCGCCUUUCCCAACCAACGCGGCGGCUCACAGCGAUACAAGAAGGUCUUCGCCAUCCUGCUGCACUGGAAGUGUGACGACCUGUUCGUGCUGCCCGAGCUGCAGGACCUCGAGUGCUGCUUCCGCGAGGACUUCGACUUCGAGACCGAGACGUUCCCCAUCCCGUCCGACAAUGCGCACCUGGAGCUCAUGCUGCGUAUCGGCGCCAUGAUCAAGGAGCACGAGUCCAACGAUACGCUGUUCAUUGUCUACUACGGCGGCCAUGCGAGGAUCGAUGAGUCGAGGCAGAGCACGUGGUGCGCCACUCGGGGCUCAGACUCGCCUUGGUUACAAUGGUCUGCCAUUCAGACUCUACUAGAACGAUCUCUCUCAGACGUUCUGAUACUGCUAGACUGCUGUGCCGGAGCAGCAAGCGCCACAUUCCCCAACGGAAACAGCAUCACAGAGACGAUAUCAGCAUCGAGUUGGGACGCCAUCGCGCCGGACCCCGGGCGGUAUUCGUUCACGAAUGCACUCAUCGAGGUCCUCCAGGAAUGGAAGCGAAGGUCGUUCUCGGCCGCCAUGUUACACGCCGAGGUCUUGGCCCGCCUCAAGCAUCCGAGACCGAUCAUGCUGAACGGCAAACACUUUGAGGCGCGGUCCACGCCGGUGCAUUUCAUGAUGACCGCUAAUCAUAGAGCACCCAGUAUCGAGAUGUCACGAAUAGUACCAGCAGACAGGAGGCCACCCUCUCCUCCGCAAGAGUCGGCGUUCGACCCAAAUUCUCUUGUUGGUAGAUCUGCUGGGCCCCAGGAUGUUAUCGGCUCCGAGCCAAACGAGGACGUACCGCACGUGAUGAUUUCCCUAGCUCUGGAGGAUGACCAGCGCCUCAAUAUCAACGACUGGGAGCACUGGCUAUCAAGCAUACCCGCAAUAGCAAAGUACGUCAAGGUCCAGGGGGUCUUCAAGAGCCACUCGACGUUACUCCUGCUAUCACUGCCGGUGAUGGUCUGGGAUCUGCUCCCGGAGAACCAUGCUUGCAAUUUUGUGGCCUUCAUCCGGUCCAACAACCUGGCCAUGGAAUGCCCAGGGGAGCCCCAGGGAGUCGCGGAAGAAGUCCCGACGGGCGCCGACAUAGAUGCGGAUCUGAGGUCAAUAUAUUCCGGCACUACUGCAUACACGGCAGCCCCGGUCGACUGGGCCGGUGGUGUCCGGCUAUCGACCAUAUCUUCCUUCUCUAACGGUAAAGCCCCGAUGGAUCCUAUAUACAGGAAUGUCGAGAGGCCCAGGUACAGCUCGCAUUCAAACGCGCCACCAACCAGCACAGAGAAGCCUCCUCGCGGCUGGCCAGGUCUAAACUUAGGUGCGCCUAUAAGAAAGCGCACAGCGACAGUUGGCAGUAUACCCAAGAGCAUGUCCAACGAUAGUUUGGCGCAACAAAAGAAGCGACGGAACUCGACGAGGAUCUUCAUGAACUCGAUCGACGACUUGCCAAGUCGGUCACAUCUCGCACCUCACGUCCAGGCUCGGUUGGAGGAGUACUUCCACACCAGCCCGAGGCCGACAAUGGCCGUCAAGGAAUUCCUAGCAUCGAACCUAGGCAUAGAAACUUCAGACAUCGAAAUCUGGUUCUACCACCGCCGCGAGCAGCAAGAGGUGUCAAACCGGCUUCAGAGCCUCAAGAUCGACGACCACAGCCACGACCCGCCGAAGGACGGCGCGCAGAUGAUCCUGCCGGGCCACCUCAACACGUUGCUCGAGAUCUUCCCGCCGACUAGUCGUGAUGGCGGUAGCAACAAACCUGCCAGUGAUGGCAACCAGAUCGUGCUGAUUGAUCUGCGUCCCGCGGCCGAGUACGACCGCAGCCAUAUCCACGGCGCGAUCAACUUGCGGGUACCGGCCUCGUUCGUGGCACGUGCCGACCUGGAGAUGAUCGAGCGCGCAUUGCCAGACGACGCCAGCCGUACCUCGUUCUCCCAGUGGGGCACCAGCAAGUGCAUCGUCUUCUACGACAAGGUGGUCGAGUACGCGUGGGAGGCGCCGGUGGCAGAUGCGCUGUUCAGGAAGUUCAGGGGCAAGGGGUGGGCCGGGCAGUGCUUCUUGCUGAAGGGCCACUACCGCGAGUUCUCGCAGUCGUUCGAUAGGCAUAUCGUCGUUGCGGGCGCGACCGAGAAUGCGGGGGCGUAUCUGACCGGUCUGGCGCCGGGUGAGAAGCCGGGGAAGAAUAAGACCGACGACCACCAGCGCUACGCUGAGUGGCAUGCCCUCCUCGAAGGCGAGGACCGCGUACACUCGACGGACCUCGUGCCCUCGAUUAAAGACGAGCGCGUCCGCGCCCUGGUGCAACACCAGAAGGCCGCCGAGGACGACUUUGAGCGCGCACAGCCCGCUCUGUACCGGCAGGGGCUCGCCCGGCAGCCGGAGGACGACGACGACAACGACUGGGCCCUCAGGACGGCCCCGAUGGUCGAGCACCUCGAGCGCGGCAUCGCCAAGAUGCAGGCGGAGGUGUCUGGAUCUGGACCAGGAGGUAGCGGCAGGAGCAGUGCUGGCGGCGGCAGGUCCGGUGACUCGCCAUCGGAAAUGCAAUUGGGAUACCGCGGCGGCUACCCGACCGUUGUCGAGAAGCCGUCGCUGCUGGGCGUGGAGGAUUACGAUUUGCUCGAGUCCGAGGACGAGUAUCCCCACCCGCCGCACGCGAUGGCGCCUCCCACUUCCAACAACAACACUGCUACUAGCGGCGUCCGGCACGAGCCCGGGUUCCAGAAGCUCAGCUCGGCCUCCGCGUCAGGGUCCGAGUCCAGAUCGAGACCCUCGCCACACGCGGAGGACGCCGCGGCUGGGCCCGAAAAGAAGGGGCGUUCGGGGCUGGGGGGAACGGGGAGGAAUCUGCUAACGAAGAUCAUUCGGAGUGGGAGGCAUGAGCCUCCGCGGUAG